CGCCCCGCCGGCAGCCACGGCCCCGCCCGCGGGGGAGGAUCGGGGCGGCAGCAGGAACAGUACCGGUACCACCAUGUUGUGCGGGGCUCCCUCGGCGGUCCGUCCCGCCACCGACGAGACGCAGCAGAUCGUGCAGGAGGUGAAAUCUCAGCUAGAAGAAAAAGAAGGGAAAACCUUUGAUGUCUUCACUGCAGUGGAGUUCAAAACCCAGGUGGUUGCUGGAACAAACUACUUCAUCAAGGUCCAUGUUGGCAAUGAUGAGUUCAUGCACCUGCGGGUGUUCAAGAGCCUUCCCCACGAGAACAAGCCGCUGAGCCUCCACAGUUACCAAAGCAGCAAGGCAAAGCACGAUGAACUGGCUUAUUUCUAGCAAGCUUGUCUUGUUCGUUUUCCUAACGGUUUCUUACGUGCAUUUUCUAUAGGCUGAAAAAUGUUGAUUCCCGUGCCAACAAAGGAGGGGAAAAAAGUGUCUUUUUUUAACGUAAUGGUGGGAAAAAAAACAAUUUCUUUUAUGUCAUUCCCUUCCUGUGCAAUCUCUAAGUUUGAGAGUCAUACGGCUCUCCUAUUACCUGCACUGAUGCAAACCCAACUGUAGUUGCAACUUUACUUAGACUUUAGUCCUGUUUGUGGACUUCCUUGGUCUGGAAAUCAGAAGGGGAGUGACACUACUACUCAUGUAUUUGUAGCAAGAAGCAAGACGAAAGCCUGUCUUUUCUGUGCUGUUUUGCAGCUGUGAAUACAUGUGUAGCUUUAAACUGUACUAUGUAUUUUAUUGGCAAAGAUGUGAAGAGAGACUUGAGCUGAAACAAUUUUGCAGGGAAGGGAUAGAGGAUUACAGUACUUUGAAACAAACAUUCCCGUGGUAAUCAUGUUCAUCCUCUUGCAGCAGUAGCAUGUAAUGUCCCGUAGAGGGUGUGUGAGUUUAAAGAACCAAAUCAGCUUGCUUAUGUUCUCAGUCCUAUGGAAAAGUCGUGAAAAGGAACUUACGCUGGACAAGCAUCUCUGCAUUAAUAACAAUAAAUAUUUCUUUUGACUUGACAUGGCA
Empidonax traillii (willow flycatcher) is the source of this 1045-nucleotide messenger RNA. Its product is annotated as cystatin-B-like. The record is from RefSeq and is a predicted model, not a curated record. Gene Ontology annotation, molecular function: cysteine-type endopeptidase inhibitor activity. Gene Ontology annotation, cellular component: cytosol. Lineage: Eukaryota; Metazoa; Chordata; Aves; Passeriformes; Tyrannidae. The transcript is spliced from 3 exons. Bases 74 to 370 code for a protein of 98 amino acids.